Molecule: messenger RNA, 1542 nt
Organism: Klebsormidium nitens
Lineage: Eukaryota; Viridiplantae; Streptophyta; Klebsormidiophyceae; Klebsormidiales; Klebsormidiaceae
Source: the annotation of a GenBank genome assembly
AUGCCGGACGCUCCUGACCUUCAGGAUCCACAAUCUCCCCCCCAGCCUGCCAAACCUGUUCCUCAGGCUGAAGCUAAAGCCCCACUGCCGGGCCAGCCGCUCCCCUUCAACUCUGUCAAUAAGCUGAUUGUCGCCUUUCAAGGAGCUGGACGGCGGGUACGUCCACUCGCCAUGGCGGGGAUGGGUCGCUUGUUAAGAGUGAUCAAUCAUCCCGACUUUCGUGCCAGCGACAUCGCCAAAGAACUUUCUACUGCGCCAAAGGUCACUCAGGUGCUAGGAAGGAUAGCUCUGGGAACGGUCACUAAGAGGGAGGAGGACAAGGACAGGCCUGAGGGGAUUACUGCUCAGACAGUGUAUGUUGGCCUCCUUAUCUGGCAUUAUGACAAGACCCACCUUGAUGCUCUUGGGAAUUACGUGCUGGCGCCAGUCUACACGAGCAUUGGCAAUUACACCCGCAAUUUCAUGGGACGGUGGAGGAAGGGGUACAUCUUGGUCGCUCUUUUGCCAGUGCCCAAGCCAGAUGCCUUCGCAAAGGGGUGGACCCGAGACACCCCCGCAUCCAGGGACCCUUUUGGGGAAAUGCGGAUGGUGUAUCCAUUGCCCUUCAUUUUUUCGAGUGAUCUCGGGGAGCAGUACCAUAUAGCAGGAUUGGUGGCGGGCCACUGUGCAUCGCAACAAGUGCCAAAGUCUGAGAUGGGAGACUUGAAGAACUUCCGGUCUCAUUCAGUACGGACCGCGGCGACGCUAGCGGAGGAGCGCAAAUCAAUGGAAGGGAUGCCGACAGCAGAGGCCAACAAGCACGCAACUAAAUGCGGUGUCUACCCCCGCCUCAAGUGCUUCUUGGAGGGGUCGGCCUUUGAGGGAACGCCGUGGGGCAACAUCAUGCUGGUGUUCUUGGGUUCGGACGAGCUGCACACGAUAUACGGUGGCCUCUUUGGAGUUCACUUUUACCAGAUCCUCUCGACGUGCGCUCCUCGGGGUCGGCAAACCGAGCUGCUGGCUCAAUUGGACAGGGCCGUCGCAUACGCCGCCAGUACCGACAAACCCGGCUGGUUACGCUUGCCUUCCAACCCCACCCACUUCUCAACCCCGCACAAGCUUUCCUACCGGGAAAAGGCUGGUGUUCUGCAGGUAUAUUCUGCCUGCGUCCUUGCGAACCUGUGCAAAUUUGAAGGAGACGGGGGUGACGUUCUGGUCGAGUGGGUCAAUGCCCUGAACCGGUGGAUCCGGGUGACCCUGUGGAACAAGGAGCCAGACGACCUGAGUUUGGCAAAAUCGGACGAGUUGCUGUGGAAGUUUCAGAAGGCCUCAGAGAACAUUGCUCACCUCCGCAAAAACAAGAAGAAGGAGGUCAUCAGCACCGGAUGGAAUCUGCCAAAGAUGGGCCAGAUGGCAUUGUUUGGGCCAGCCACGAUCAGAAACGGACAUCCAGACUUCAGCAACACGGAUCGCGGCGAGCAAGCUCACGAGCUGGUCAAGGGUUGGUUCCAGAUAAUCGGAGCGAGACCUGGGGAACUUGUUCGUCAGAUCGCCAACGCGUAA